This is a messenger RNA of Mercurialis annua (annual mercury), 3654 nucleotides long. RefSeq names its product chaperone protein ClpB4, mitochondrial. The record is from RefSeq and is a predicted model, not a curated record. Gene Ontology annotation, molecular function: ATP binding; ATP hydrolysis activity. Lineage: Eukaryota; Viridiplantae; Streptophyta; Magnoliopsida; Malpighiales; Euphorbiaceae. The coding region runs from base 169 to 3096 and encodes 975 amino acids. Gene Ontology annotation, biological process: protein refolding; cellular response to heat. The transcript is spliced from 9 exons. Gene Ontology annotation, cellular component: cytoplasm.
GCACAAGACUUCAAACGACAACAGAAGAAACUCCCACACCAUUCUACAACCUUCUUCUCCCUCUCUUGCCUCUUCUCCAAGCAUCGAAAAAAAAAAGCUCUCUCUAUCAAACUUAAACCAACUGCACAGUUCAUACACAGUCUCACAAACUCGCAAGAAUCAAAAAUAAUGGCGUCACGAAGACUAACAAAAUCCGCAGUUACAGCCAUACUAAAAUCAAAAGUUAGAGCUUCAUCACUAUCAUCUCUCUCACGAGCUCGCGCAAUCUCUUCUUAUUCCUCUUCAGCUUAUUCUCUGUUUGGCAAUUCUACGAAUUCUCAAGUUUCAGCCAACGACAAUGUCGUUUCGGCUGAUAUUUCAUCAGUCAGGUUCGCUCGCUCCUUCCACUCUUCCUCUCCACGCUUCUCCGCUACUGCUACCUCUUCUUCACAGCCUAAUCCGUCAGAGUUCACUGAGAUGGCAUGGGAAGGAGUAGUUGGUGCUGUAGAUGCAGCGCGAGCUAAUAAACAACAAAUGGUGGAGACUGAGCAUUUAAUGAAAGCUCUGUUAGAGCAAAAAGACGGAUUAGCUAGGCGAAUUUUCACUAAAGCUGGACUUGAUAACACAACAGUCUUGCAGGCCACUGAUAAUUUUAUUUCCCAGCAACCGAAGGUGAUGGACACUAGUAACCCUAUAUUGGGUUCAUAUCUUGGUGUCUUGUUAGACAAUGCUCGUAAGCAUAAAAAAGAAAUGGGGGAUGAUUUUGUGUCUGUAGAGCAUUUAGUUCUAGCUUUCCCUUUGGAUAAGAGAUUUGGACAGCAGUUGUUUAAGAACCUUCAGCUCAGUGAGAAAGAUUUGAAGGACGCCACUCAAGCUGUCCGUGGAAGCCAGAGAGUGAUUGAUCAAAAUCCUGAAGGAAAGUAUGAAGCGUUGGACAAGUACGGGAAUGACUUAACAGAGCUUGCUAGGCGUGGAAAACUUGAUCCUGUCAUUGGCAGAGAUGAUGAAAUUCGACGGUGUAUACAAAUAUUAUCUAGAAGAACUAAAAAUAAUCCUGUUAUUAUUGGUGAACCUGGUGUUGGAAAAACUGCAAUUGCUGAGGGACUUGCCCAAAGGAUUGUCCGUGGUGACGUGCCAGAACCAUUGUUGAAUCGGAAGCUGAUCUCUUUAGACAUGGGUUCAUUGGUUGCUGGAGCCAAGUAUCGUGGAGAUUUUGAGGAAAGGCUAAAAGCUGUGCUGAAGGAAGUUACCGCUUCUAAUGGGCAAAUCAUAUUAUUUAUCGAUGAGAUUCAUACAGUUGUUGGUGCAGGGGCAACAAGUGGAGCAAUGGAUGCUGGGAACUUAUUGAAACCGAUGCUUGGCCGAGGUGAGCUCCGAUGUAUAGGAGCAACCACAUUGAAUGAGUACAGAAAAUACAUUGAGAAGGAUCCGGCUCUUGAGCGCAGGUUUCAACAAGUUUUUUGUGAUCAACCUUCUGUUGAAGAUACAAUAUCCAUUCUUCGUGGUUUGCGUGAACGCUAUGAGCUACAUCACGGUGUUAAAAUAUCAGAUAGCGCCCUCGUUUCUGCAGCAAUUCUUGCAGACAGAUAUAUCACAGAGCGUUUUUUGCCUGAUAAAGCCAUUGAUCUAGUUGAUGAAGCUGCUGCAAAGCUAAAAAUGGAGAUUACUUCUAAGCCUACGGAAUUGGACGAGAUAGAUAGAGCUAUUCUAAAGUUAGAAAUGGAGAAGUUAUCUCUGAAAAAUGACACUGAUAAAGCAUCCAAAGAGAGGUUAAGCAAGCUCGAAAGCGAUUUGACUGAACUUAAACAAAAACAGAAGGAACUAAAUGAACAUUGGGAUCGUGAGAAGGCUCUCAUGACCCGGAUACGGUCAAUUAAAGAAGAGAUUGAUAGAGUGAACUUAGAGAUGGAAGCAGCAGAGCGUGAUUAUAACUUGAAUCGUGCUGCUGAGCUCAAGUAUGGAACUCUAAUAUCCCUUCAACGCCAGUUAGAAGAGGCCGACAAGAACCUUGCAGACUUUCAGAAGUCUGGAAAAUCUUUGCUUAGAGAAGAGGUCACUGAUUUUGAUAUCGCUGAAAUUGUAAGCAAAUGGACUGGUAUACCUGUGUCAAACCUCCAGCAGUCAGAGCGUGAAAAGCUAGUCUUCCUAGAAGAUGUUCUUCACAAAAGAGUAGUUGGUCAAGAUAUGGCAGUAAAAUCAGUGGCUGAUGCAAUCCGACGUUCCAGGGCAGGAUUGUCAGACCCAAAUCGACCAAUAGCUAGCUUCAUGUUCAUGGGUCCUACUGGCGUUGGCAAAACUGAGCUUGCAAAGGCUCUAGCUAAAUACCUCUUUAAUACAGAAAAUGCUAUGGUCAGGAUAGAUAUGAGCGAGUAUAUGGAAAAGCAUGCUGUUUCACGCUUGGUUGGGGCCCCUCCAGGUUAUGUUGGAUAUGAAGAAGGAGGUCAGCUAACUGAAGUGGUUCGUCGAAGACCAUAUUCUGUAGUUCUGUUUGAUGAAAUUGAAAAAGCCCAUCAUGAUGUCUUCAACAUUCUGCUGCAGUUAUUAGAUGAUGGGAGGAUAACUGAUUCUCAAGGGAGGACUGUUAGUUUUAUCAACUGCGUUGUGAUUAUGACUUCAAAUAUUGGUUCCCAUCUAAUACUUGAAACUCUCAGUAAUACACUAGAUAGCAAAGAAGCUGUCUAUGAUAUAAUGAAGCGGCAAGUUGUAGAGCUGGCUAGACAAACUUUCCGCCCAGAAUUCAUGAACCGGAUUGACGAAUACAUUGUUUUCCAACCUUUGGACUCGAAAGAAAUUAGCAAAAUUGUGGUGCUACAGAUGAACCGAGUGAAAGAGAGGUUAAAACAAAAGAAAAUCGAUCUUCAAUACACGAAAGAAGCUAUUGAUUUGUUAUCAACAUUGGGUUUCGACCCAAAUUUUGGAGCAAGGCCGGUUAAGCGGGUGAUACAGCAGUUGGUUGAAAAUGAAAUUGCAAUGGGAUUCUUGAAGGGAGAUAUCAAGGAAGAAGAUUCAGUUAUUAUUGAUGCUGAUGUAUCAUCAGACCUUCCUCUUCAAAACCGGUUACGAGUCAGGAAAAUAGCUGACAGCUCCCCUAUGGAAGCCAUGGUUGGUAAUGACUAGUAGUUUUCAUCUUCUUCAUGGAGUUGUAAGAAGAAAGAGUCAUUGCGGUCUCGGAGUUUAUACACCAGGAUCAAUAAACUCGCACUUAAUAAUAUUAAUCAAUUGGAGAUAAUAUAUUUUAGUUUUAGGUCAACUAACCUCCAAAUUAGAUCUUCCCUUCCUGUGAAGUUCGUUCAUUUUGUACAAUUUAGAGGUUAAUUGAUAUAAAACUAGAAAGUAUUGUUCUUAUUAAAAUUGGUUAAGUGAGUUAAAUUAACUAAAUUAGGGACCGCAGUGACCUUUUGUUUGUUGUGACUUGUAAAUAUGUUUAGUAAAGAUGUUAUUUGGCUUAUGUAGCUGACGUUGUGCAGUAACAAUGAUAAGGCUGUGGUUUGUUCUAUAAAAUGUGGGGCAACUCCUUACACAGCCAAUUAGUUAGGUUAUCAAAGUUUGUGUACAAGUCUCGAGCUUUUUCCAUUGGUAAGCUUUAUGCAAGGCAACUUUUGCUUUUGCUUUUCCAUUUCACUUUGUGUACAUGGACGGAAUGGGCAAUAUCUAUCCUUGAAAUUCCCAUGUUUA